Molecule: messenger RNA, 5147 nt
Organism: Chiloscyllium plagiosum (whitespotted bambooshark)
Lineage: Eukaryota; Metazoa; Chordata; Chondrichthyes; Orectolobiformes; Hemiscylliidae
Source: RefSeq, a predicted model, not a curated record
GGAGUUUGUGUCACUGAAAGAUUGUGAUGCAUCUUACGUUUCCAUAGAGCACUGAAAGCUAUUAUUUGUGCAUCUAUGAGAGUGAAAGGAUUGGAAAUUGGUCUAAGUGUGUCACUGGUAUCAUAACGCCCUUGAAGGGAGAAAGAAGAAGGCGGAGGGAGAAGGCUGGAAAUAUAAAGCUCUGCUCCUUGCUCUGUUGAAUCCAGAAAUCUCCUUCUGACAGACAGUACAAUAGCAGCAUUGCAGACAUCGAGAAAGAUCAGCGCUGUGGUUUCUUGCUUUUCAUCCUUUUUAAAAGUGCUUUCUUCUUUGUCAAGUGAAACUCAACCCUCAGAUUUAUUGGAAUGCCAAUGAGCAUACAUAGUUGUAUUUCUCAUGGACUGCUGUGGAAUCGCUGACCACCAUGUUGGAAAUGGUGUCUGUGGCUGUUGUGGAGCUCUUCGCCCACGGUAUAAGAGACUAGUGGACAACAUCUUCCCUGAAGAUGCUGAGGAUGGGUUGGUGAAAGCCAACAUGGAGAAGUUGACAUUUUAUGCACUGUCUGCUCCGGAGAAACUGGACCGCAUUGGUGCAUAUCUCGCAGAGAGGCUCAGCAGAGAUGUGGCCAGGCACCGUUAUGGUUACGUGUGCAUUGCAAUGGAGGCUUUAGACCAGCUCCUGAUGGCCUGUCACUGCCAGAGCAUCAACUUAUUCGUAGAGAGCUUUCUUAAGAUGGUGGCCAAGCUCCUUGAGUCUGACAAAGCAGCAUUGCAGAUCCUGGGUACAAAUUCGUUCAUAAAGUUUGCAAACAUCGAAGAGGACACACCUUCAUAUCACCGAAGUUAUGAUUUCUUCGUCUCCAGGUUUAGUGAGAUGUGCCAUUCAGGACACGAUGAUGUUACAGACAGAACUAAGAUUCGUAUGGCUGGUAUAAAGGGUCUGCAGGGUGUGGUAAGGAAGACAGUUAAUGAUGAGCUCCAGGCCAACAUUUGGGAACCCCAGCACAUGGAUAAAAUUGUCCCCUCCCUCCUCUUCAAUUUGCAACAAGCAGAGGAAACUGAGAGUCGUUCGCCAUCACCACUGCAAGCAACUGAGAAGGAGAAGGAGAGUCCUGCUGCUGUAGCUGAAGGUUGCCUCCGAGAGUUGCUGGGCCGUGCAGCGUAUGGAAACAUCAAAAAUGCCAUCAAGCCAGUUUUAAUGCACUUAGAUAACCACUCACUGUGGGAGCCUAAGCUGUUUGCAGUCCGGUGUUUCAAGAUCAUCAUGUAUUCUGUUCAGUCCCAGCAUUCCCAUUUGGUCAUUCAGCAGUUGGUGGGUCACCUGGAUGCCAAUAGUAAGAGUGUUGCCAAAGUACGCACUGGCAUUGUGGAGGUGUUGUCAGAAUCUGCUGUCAUAGCAGCUGGUGGAUCUGUAGGGCCCACAGUGUUGGAGGUGUUCAACACACUAUUGCGACAUCUUCGCCUCAGCAUUGACUAUGAACUCACUGGCAAGUAUGAUUCAACCACCAAUGUCAGUAACCAGAUCAUUAAAGAGCACGAGGAAAGGAUUUUUCAGGAAGCUGUUAUCAAGACCAUUGGGUCUACAGCUACCAGGGAUAAUGGAAAUCGAAUGAUUCAGUUGAUGUUGCUAAAAUCCCUCCUACAGGUGACAAUUGGGUUCCAGAGCAAUAACCUUUUAGCGACCCUGCCCACCUCCUUCCUGGAACCUCUUCUCUCUACCUCAUUAAUGGAGGAUGCUGAACAUCGCCUCCUCGUCAUAGAGAUCCUUCUCAGUCUGAUCGACCGCCAAGGGAAUAGACAUAAGUUCUCUCAUGUCAGUAUUGUUCCAGACAUCUCUGUCCUCAUGCUAAAAGUGGACAAGUGCUCCCGUCAGGAUACACUCUUUAUGAAGAAGCACUCACAGACAUUGUACAGAUAUAUCUAUAUGAGCUGUAAACAGGAGAAUAACUCCCAUAUCCAUUACGAUGCACUCUAUGCCAUGCUUGCACUCAUCAGCGUGGAACUGGCCAAUGAGGAGGUAGUUGUGGAUCUUAUUCGGGUGGUAUUAGCCCUCCAGGAACUUUCAUUCACCAAUGAGGAUAACCUGCCAGUGUGGACACGCUGUGCAAUUCAUGCCCUCUGCUCUGCCUACCUGAACCUCAUUAGCCAACUGACCAGCCUGCCUGCCUUCUGUCAGAAUAUCCAGCAGGUAAUUGAAGUCAGAAGGAAGGAAGCAUUAUACUUGUUGCCAGAGGGAGUCUUUGAAGAUGAAAACAGCGUACCCAAUUCUAUGGACAGAUUAGAGAAGGAUUUGCUAUUCCUGCAGAGUAAGAUCAGUGAAGUUCUGGCAGGCAGCGGCUACAGCUCUGAUAGAUUGGGAAUACCCUAUAUUCCACAAUUCACAGAAGAGGACCGUUUAUCAAAGCGAAAGAGCAUUGGAGAGACUAUCUCACUACAAGUGGAAGUGGAGUCACGCAACAGUCCAGAAAAAGAGGAGAAAAUGCCAGCUGAGGAGAUUACAUAUGAAACACUGAAGAAAGCUAUCGAUGGUGGUGCCAUGGAAGAGCAAGAGAGAGAGAGACGACGACAAGUGGUGGAAAAGUUUCAGAAAGCUCCAUUUGAAGAGAUAGCAGCUCAUUGUGGAGCAAGGGCAACCAUUUUGCAGAGUAAACUGAAUCAAAUAUUUGAGAUAACCAUAAGACCACCUCCCAGUCCAUCAGGCACCAUCACAGCUGGUUAUGGCCAGAUGCAGUCUCGUUCAGUGCCAGUUUACGAGAUGAAGUUCCCAGAUCUUUGUGUCUACUAGCAGCAGCACAAUACGGUCCAACACAAACCUUCAUUGAAUUGCAGAGGUUCUGGUUUCUCAUCCAGUGUCAUUUGCACAUGGGAGUGACCCAGCAGCAGAAAUUGUAUUAGUGCAUCCUUUCAACCAUUCCUUGCAGAAUGUUAGCAGUCACACACAGCUAUUGUUUCUACUGGUACUAGUAUAUCAAACGUCAUUCUUACAGCUUAGUAAUGCUUUGUUUUGAAGACAUUAUCUUUCAUUGCCUUGCAUAUGCUUGCCUGAGAUCAUAGACAAGUUUUACUACAGUUUAGGGCUUUCUGUGGAAGUGUAUGAUCUGGCUGCUGCUGAGCAUUAUGAUUGGUGAAAUUUGAAGAAGAAAUGUCUUUUAAUGCAAUUAACAUGAAUUGAUGAUCACAAGAUAACAACAGACCCAGCAUUUGCUUCUCAGACAUUAAACUUUAGGCCCAAUCUAAGAAUGUUGAUUAUGACCUUAACCAAUUUCACUUGGCCCACAGCACUCUUAUUGAUUGAGGAAUGUGGCAGACUCUAUGCCUGUUUAAAUAUACUGGCAAAUCUACCGAACAAACAAUGUUGGAUAAUCUUUUCCAAUCUGUUACUCUCUUCGUGUUUCAGUUUCUUGUUCUCUCUAUUAGACUGUGGCCUCCAUGAAUCAGUGUAGACAAAAGGUGUGGAAUGACCAGACUAUCAUCUCACAAUCACUAACCCGAAGGGGUGAGUAGAAUUGGGGGUGUGGAGGGACAAAUCCUGUGUCUUCCUAUCUGUUGUUGAUGCAGAAUUAUUUAGGGCAGCACACUUGCACUGGUCAUCUGAGAAAUUCCAGCAGCUCCUGUACAAAAUCAUUGUGGUUUUUGUUUGGAACACCUUUGGUACUGCUUGAUGCUGCACGCUGUAUCAACCACUUCAAACAGGAAUCCCCGCUCACAGGUCAAGCUUAUCUUGUGUUUCUAUUUUCUGUUAUUCUGUGAAGGCAAAAAUGUGCCAGUCUUCAGUAAUGUUGUGGAUUAAUCUACAUUUUUGACAUUAAUUAUUGUGAAUUGAUCCCUAAUUAUGUGUGUAAUGCUGACAGAAAUAUUACAGAUGCAUUUGCAGGCUACAUUUGAACUUAACUGGAUGUACCAAGUAGAAUUUGGCAAGUGCUAGAUUUCCACCAGCAACCCUUCACUGUUCUCCUCAUUCUUUGCAACUAUAUUUUUAUUGUACAUUAAUGAUGGAAAGCUGUUGUCUAUGCUGAAGUUUUUGAAGAAAUGUUAUUCAUUCAGCUGUACUCUCACUUCCUCUAAAGUCUGAAUACAAAUCAACAUUGAAUCAAAAGGAAGUGUUCACAAUCUCAGAUUUCCUGGAAUCCUGACAAACAGUAUUGAUGGUAUACAGCUCUUGCAGGUGCACAUACACAGCAAAUUCAUGUACAUGUACACAUCCUGACACUACGGAAGUGUGCCCACUGAAUGCAGAUAAUGCAUAUGCACACCAUAUGCAAUCAGUGUGCAUAAAGGUGCUUCACAUACACAUUCAUAUAUAUCCAUUGUACAGAUGGACAUGUUUAGAUGGGAAAAAUCUUUCAGUCUAUUUGGCAACUCAAUUAUCUAAUUCCUUGAAACCAGAUACUGCCUUUCUCCAAUACUGGCAGGUAAUGGGAUAAAUGAAGAUCUGCCCAGAGGAGGAUUUAUGCUUGCUUCCUUCAGUCUAGUAAAUUGUUUUUCCUGUUCAGUAUGAGGUUUACUGUAAUGCAGAACAAAUGAAGAUUGGUUGGCUGCAACACAUUCAUUCAUUCCACAAAAAUGGCCUGAGUUUCUGGUGACCUGCCAUUUUAAUUUUUCACCUUGUUCACCUUUCUAGCCUUGGCUUCCUGCACUGCUCCAUUGAAGUUCAACACAAGCUUGAGGAACAGGACUUCAUAUUUCACUUUUCAUGCUCUGUACUUAAGGUUGAUUUCAACAGUUUUAGACAAUGAUCUCUGUCCCAUCCUCUUUCUUUGCAUGUUUUGGUUUUAAUUUUGUUUUUCUCCUAUUUUUGAUUUUGGAGAACAGCUAUUCUGUCAUUUAUACAUCCUCUGUACACAUCUUUGCUUCCACCCUCUGCUUUUCAUCUGUGUAAAAUGUAUUAUGUUUUUAACUUUUCCCAGUCUGAUAAAAGGUCAUUGACCUAAAAUGUUAACUUUGUCAAUCUUUUUCAUUCUCCGAUAACCAUACAGCCAUCUCCAUACCUGUUCAAGAAUUGUGUUCCCUCCAAACUUUUCUGUAUCCAAUGUUCUGUUUAAUUUUUAACAGCCAGGGGAAAUUGAGCUGAUGAUUUGAUUGGGAGAAAGUGAGGACUGCAGAUGCUGGAGAUCAGACUCAAUAAGUGUGGUGCUGGAAAAGCACAGCCGGUCAGGCAGCUUCCGAAGA